Messenger RNA from Toxorhynchites rutilus septentrionalis, 726 nucleotides. RefSeq lists its product as uncharacterized. Bases 1 to 726 code for a protein of 241 amino acids. NCBI's taxonomy places the organism in Eukaryota, Metazoa, Arthropoda, Insecta, Diptera, Culicidae. The record is from RefSeq and is a predicted model, not a curated record. The transcript has a single exon.
AUGCCACCAGCAUCAACUUCAUCAUCGAAGGCUAAAACCGUAUCAAUGAAGUCACUGCAAGUGAAACUCAACGGACUGCAGGCUUCUUUUUCAAACCUUGUGAGCUUCAUGAAUGAAUAUCCUGAGGGGACAACCGCCAAUCAGAUCGCAGUUCGUCUUGAGAGGUUGGAUGAUUUGUGGGAAAAGACAAACGAUAUUUAUUACGAAAUUGAGUGUCAUGAAGAUUUUUCACCUGAUGAAGAAGUCUAUGUGAAGGAGCGUUCAGUUUUUGAAAAUCGAUAUUACGAUGUAAAAUCAUUUCUGUUAGAUAAGGCCAGGGAGUUAGAAGAUACUGGUAAUUUGAACCAAACAACAAGGCAAUUAGAUGCAACAAUGCAGGGAGUAACCGAACAUGUACGUCUUCCAAUGAUUAAGCUGCAAUGUUUCGACGGUAAGAUCGACGAGUGGCUCAGCUUUAGGGAUCUUUUUACUUCACUAAUUCAUUUGAAGCCUGAGUUACCGGACGUAGAAAAACUGCAUUAUCUCAAAGGAUGUUUAGAAGGCGAAGCGAGGGCGCUAAUCGAUUCUUUGAAGAUCACAAAGGCAAACUAUCAUAUUGCCUGGGAAUUGUUGCUCAAGCGUGAUAAUAACAGCAAACUAUUGAAGAAGAAACAGAUGCAAGCACUAUUCAAACUACCAACUAUAGUCAAGGAAUCGGUCGUAGAAUUGCGCUCAUGCAGAAUAUGA